AUGGAUGGACCACCACCCCCUCCGCCGCCCCAUGGCGAGAACCCUCAUACCACCGAAGGCGAAUACCGCAAAGCUUCCGACUUGCCAGAUGGGAACUACGAUAUCUUCGUCAUCCCCCCACACUCCUCCGGCUCCGGCUUCCUUUAUCUCCCAUCCUUGCAAACCAAUCGCAACAGCUUCUUCGCAGGUGCCGCAAGUACAAUGCUAUUGGUCAUAGCCUGGUCUUUAAUUUCACCGGCGGUCAAAACUUGGUACAUUGCUGCUGUCUCCUCUAACGGCAGUGGACAUAGUACCAUGGCAAUGAUUGUGGUGGCUUUUGGAGUAGGUAUUGCCGGCUGGGUGGCCGGAUUAUCGCAGUCGCAGAUGGACGGCUUCUUUGGAGGAAAGGGCGGAGGCUCCCCUGGAGGCCCUGGAACUGGUGGGUCCAACGCCAACAGUCAGUCCAAUGCCAAUCAAGGCAAUGGGCAGCAGAAUCAUAGUGGACAGCAGCAGUAUAACCCCGGAUCGGGACAACAGCGACAGCGAUAUAGUGGAAACUAUGGAGGACCGAAGCCGGGCAAUCAGUACACCGGCAAUCAAAACCAAAGUAACGCGGAUCCCCCUCCAAAUCCAGAAGAAGAGAAGGAAAAGGAAAGGGAACGCGAAAGACAGAAGGAAAGAGAGAGAGAGGAGAGAGAAAAAGAGAGGGAAAGGGAGAGGAAAGAAAGAGAGCAGGAGAAGGAGAAGGAGAAGGAGAGGGAGAGGGAGAGGGAGAAAGAAAGGGAAAGACAAAAAGAAAGGGAAAGGGAGGAGAGGGAGAAGGAGAAGCAGAGAGCCGAAAAAGAGCGCGAGCGUGAAGAGGCCAAGCGCAAAGAGGAUCUGCGCCGAAAGAUGGAUGAGUUCAAGCGCAAGCGAGAACAAGAGGCCAAGGAGAAGCAAAGAGCAGCAGAGCGCGAGGCUAUGGAAAAAGAAUUGAAGGAGCGCCGCGAACAGCUUGAACGAGAGAUGGCAGCCGCCAAGGCAGCUGCGGAGAAAGAAGCUCGCGAACGCUUAGAGAAAGAAGCCGCCGAGGCGCGCGCAAAGCAUGAAAAAGAGGCUGCUGAAGCCAAGGCUGAGGCCGAAAGGCUCACUGCCGAAGCAAAGGCAACAACCGACCGGCUGGCGAGAGAGGCAAAAGAAAGAGCUGCCAAAGAGGCUGCCGAGAAAGAGGCUGCAGCUAAGGCAGCCGCUCAAAAGGAGGCCAUGGCCAAAUUCGCUGCUCUCAAAGAAGCUGCCGCGAAGAGAUAUGCCGAGAAAAAAGCCCAGGAGGCUAAAGAGAAGGCAGCAGACAGCAAACCUGCUGCUCCUGCGAGUGCUACCAGUGCUCCUCGAACACCUUCCCCCACGAAACGACCACCUUUCCCAACUGCCAGGACCACCGUGGAGGAAGACGAUGCCUAUUCAUUUCGACCCUACGAUCGUCCACGACGGCCGUACGGUGGUGCAUCUGGGUCUUCUGCAUACUCCGAAUCAUCAUAUGCGCCAUCUCACUCAACAGCUCGGACAACACCUCCACCAUCAACUCGCAGCGCAUACUCCACCAAGGAUCCUGACAAGAUCGUGAUUCAAGGAGUUUACCAAUUCAACAACGCCUUUAUGAAGACCCCAGUUUCUCAACUUGUCUCGGGUCAGGGCAUGGUAACGGACGGCCUCGUGCUGCGCAUCACAACCGAGGGGCUCUUCGUCGAUGACGACCUUCGAGGAGUUGGUCAGCGUGAAUGGGACGUAAAGGCCUGGACUCUAAAGCUGACAGAGGUGUGGUGUCCCCAAAUGGGCGCACCACCCGCUAAGCCAGGCUCCAGUAAUCCCUUCUCCUUCCGUCGCGGCGGUGCCCACUCGGUACCCACCAGCGAAGAGUCCGAUGCCUUCCUUAACAACCUGCUCAAGGUCUGCAAGAAUACAUGUCGCCUAGCAUCUCCAAGUGCAUGUUUCGCUCGCAGCGCCAAUGCCAAUGGAAACAACGAGGCACGUGCUCCCCAGUCCGAGUUCCGUGGUCUCCACGUUCUUCGCGCCAGUGUACGCGAUCAAGAAGGGAAACGAUACGUUUUCGUGCUGCAGGACACUGAAGCCUGGAAGGUCGCCAUUGGCCUCCAGCGUCUCCGUGCUGGAGCUCUUGUCCGUAACCUAGGUGUCACCGCUCUGUCCAUCUCAGACCGCAAGAGCGUUCUCGGCGGCCUUGGAUACGUCUAA
This is a messenger RNA of Penicillium pulvis, 2208 nucleotides long. RefSeq lists its product as uncharacterized. Gene Ontology annotation, biological process: protein ubiquitination; ubiquitin-dependent protein catabolic process; mRNA processing. The coding region runs from base 1 to 2208 and encodes 735 amino acids. The record is from RefSeq and is a predicted model, not a curated record. Gene Ontology annotation, molecular function: ubiquitin protein ligase activity. The transcript has a single exon. Gene Ontology annotation, cellular component: nucleus. NCBI's taxonomy places the organism in Eukaryota, Fungi, Ascomycota, Eurotiomycetes, Eurotiales, Aspergillaceae.